GCUCCCUGCCUCUCUCUCUCUCUCUCUCUCUCUCUCUCUCGUAGCCUUUCUUCACUUGUCUCUCGCUUUAUCACUCACCCACACCCUCUCCCUCCCUAUAUAUACACACACAUUCCACAUCUGUCUAGUCACGUCCACACGCCAUUCUUCCUUCAUUCCAACAUACUGUAUCCUGCUGCGAUUUGGUUCAACUUCAAGUAAUUCAGCUAGCUUAACAACAUGGAAGAGGAGCAUUACUACCGGGGAGGCCAUGUGCCGGCGUUUGGAAGCUGGGACUGGAACAACGACCUUCCUUUCACUCAGUGCUUCGAAUCCGCCCGCCAGGCCGGCUUCCUUCGCUACAGCUACUCCGAGGAUCCAGAUCUGUACGUCGCCGGCGACUUGUACCAGAACGACGUCGUCACUCCUACUGUCAUCGUCGUCCCUCGCCGCCCACGCCAGCAAGGGAAAGUCCGUCAGUCCCGCACCAAACAAGGCAAAACAAUGGAAAAGCGACAGCAGCAGCAGGCAGAAAUGGGGUACAACUUGAAGGAGUGCCAGGGCGUGGUUAUUAAAGAAGAGCCGAGCCCGCCUCCGAAAUCCGCAGCAGCUACUACAAAUACUUCGCUCCCGCGCUCCAACCCGAAGCCGGUGGACGAAGAUCUGUACAAGAUCUCGCCCCACCUUCUCUAUGCAUCAUCAACCAAACCCAGAAAGAAGAAGAAGAGGGCGUUUGGGAUUUGGUCAAGCUGCUUGCUGCCUACCUGCGUCGUUUGAAUCUGAUGGUGCAUGCGUCUCCACCUAGAGACUGGGUGGUGCAGUACAUAUUCUUAUUGUUAUCAAUUAUAAUAUAUCAUGAUGGUGAAGGUAGAGGAGAUUAAAUAUGCACUAUUAAUCAUAAGGAAUUUUACAAUGCUAUAUAGUAUUGGUGCUAUAGGUUUUUGUCUUUAUGGUACAACUUAAAAUUGUACAUUUAUGUUACGGUAUAAUUUCAGAUUGUACCUAUACUGUUUGUACAAAUUCUUUUAUGGUACAACUUGAACUUGUACCUUUAUGUGAUGGUACAACUUCAAGUUGUAAAGUUGUACCAUAACAUAAUGGUACAAAUUCUUUUAUGGUACAAUCUAAACUUAUACAUUUCAUGUUAUGGUACAACUUUAAGUUGUACAUUAAAGCACUAAUACUAUAUAGCAUAUUAUCAUUACUUCAUUAUUAUUAGCAUGGUUGAGGAUGGAUUAAUUGCACGGAGUUUGCUUUAUAUCUAGACAAUAUAUAAUAGAGAUUCAUAGGUCUCCUUUCCACCAUUUAAAUUUUGCUGCAACGAGCGCAUUUAUCGGUAGGGUAUUUAGGUCUUUGCAUUCAUUUUUUAUAAAGCUGUGCAUUUCAU
Messenger RNA from Linum trigynum, 1366 nucleotides. Lineage: Eukaryota; Viridiplantae; Streptophyta; Magnoliopsida; Malpighiales; Linaceae. The record is from the annotation of a GenBank genome assembly.